GAAUAAGAUGACUUGGUAAAACUUGAUUAGUAUAUAUAAAGUUUCAAGACAAACUUCAGAUAUAACCAAAAUCAAACACAAUCUGCUUCUCAAUUUUCCAAACAGAAGGCACAUACACAUCUCAAAACAAAGAUGAGAAAAUUAGUACUAGUACCACUGAUCUUGCUUGUUCUUGCUGGUUUUCCAUCCAAGGCAAAAGGGUUUAUGCAACCGUUUACAGAUCGUCCUGAUGCACUCUUGGCUGACAUAUUGUCUGAUCGUUUACUUGAUCCAUUUCGUGCGUUAGAGCAAAUCCCAUUUGGGGUUGGCAAAGAUCAGGCUUCCAUGGCUGUGUCACCUGCAAGAGUAGAUUGGAAGGAGACACCACAGGGACAUGUUAUAAUGAUAGAUGUGCCAGGGUUGAAGAAAGAUGACAUAAAGAUAGAAGUGGAGGGGGAUGCAGAGCUGAAAGUGAGUGGAGAAAGGAAGAAGGAGGAGGAGAAGGAAGGGGAUCACUGGCAUAGAAUGGAGAGAUCUUACGGCAAAUUCUGGAGGCAGUUCAAGUUACCAGAGAAUGUAGAUUUUGAUUCUCUCAGGGCUAGGUUAGAGAAUGGAGUGCUUACUCUCACCAUGGCCAAGUUGUCACCUGAAAAGACCAAAGCUUCAAGGGUGGUUAACAUUGGAGGGGAUGAUGAACGCAAGCAAGAUAUUUGAAUUAUUAAUAAAUGAUAAUAACUAUACUCCAGUGGACUUUUUGUGUGCCAAUUAAUGAUCAAUAAAAAGGGGUAUGUACUCUGGGCAAGGAUUUUGUGGAUAAAAGAGUUCCGCAAAGAUCUUUGGUUGUUAUCAUGUAACACUGGUCUUGUCUGAUUAGCUGGUUGAUUUUAUUUUGUGGUCUAACUCAAAUUUUAGCCUUUGAUUAUUAAAUAAAGUAGUAAGGGAAUAACACAAUCAUGGAGCACAUUAAUAAAAGAAAACACGUAACAAAGUACUAUGGGCUCCGUUAGUGGGGAAUGUUAUCCAUUUAUUAAAGCUUUUAAAAUCUUCGCUUCCAUCAAGACAAUGUGAGACAUACUUAAAACAGAUAUGACACAGAUUAUGUCAUUACAUGGUGUGCAAAAUAAAUAUUCUAGCAUUCAAUAGCAUUUACACGGUGUAAACUGCAAACCUUUGGUUGUAUAAUGUGGCUGAAGAAUUUUGUCAUGUUUGCAUGAGAAUCAGAUAUACUAAAGCAUCCUUCAAUUACAUCUUUCAGAGAAACGAA
Messenger RNA from Vigna unguiculata (cowpea), 1243 nucleotides. RefSeq names its product 22.7 kDa class IV heat shock protein-like. The record is from RefSeq and is a predicted model, not a curated record. NCBI's taxonomy places the organism in Eukaryota, Viridiplantae, Streptophyta, Magnoliopsida, Fabales, Fabaceae.